Messenger RNA from Melitaea cinxia (Glanville fritillary), 901 nucleotides. RefSeq names its product protein app1-like. The coding region runs from base 1 to 813 and encodes 270 amino acids. NCBI's taxonomy places the organism in Eukaryota, Metazoa, Arthropoda, Insecta, Lepidoptera, Nymphalidae. The transcript has 3 exons. The record is from RefSeq and is a predicted model, not a curated record.
AUGUGUACUACAAUUGUGCAAGACACGAACUAUGAAUACAAAGUUGGAGUCAUAUCUAGUUUCUUUCUGUCUGCGAUUGUGAUAGUGUUUUUGUUUUGUGCGGUAGCCAGCGCUUCGGCUGGAAAUGCAGUGGCUUGGCCGGGUGCGAUACCCCUUACAGCUGCGGUAAAGACCAUCAUACCACCACAGAUAAAAGCUUUUGGAUAUUCAACUAGUGAAUACAUAAAUGCGGUGCCACAUGCAGCAAUUGGAUAUCAGCCACAAUUUAAUUAUCAAAUAGCUGUACCAAGUUAUCGAUACUAUCAACCAGUCGUAAGCGCACCCUACUACCCGUCUCACAAUAUUUUCUAUCCUUCUUUUGCCCCCUCUGGACCAGUUGCGCCAGGCUCUCCUAUUUACCCCAUUAAUACAAUUAAUCCCGUUUCUCCCGUCGCACCAGUUCAACCUCCACAACAAAACGUACCCUCCGCGACAACAGAGCAACCCGCUGGCGAUGAAGAUUCUGCCGUGAUUGAAUCAGCUGAUUCGUCAUCUAAUCAGCAACAGCCUUCUCAAUCAUCCCUCGAUUCAAAAAAUAUGCCUGCGGUCCCACAGAUCCCUCAGGGUCCUCAACAAUUUCCAUCAUUCCCACAAUUUCCAUCGUUUCCACAAUUCCCACAGUUCAUUCAACAAGGUUUCCCACCCCAACAAUUCCAAUUGCAACAGAAUCCUUCUUUCCCUCAGGCCCCUUCUCCAUCUCCCAGCUUCCCAGCCGCGGGUAACUCAGAUAAGGGACUGAUCGAUGAAGAUUCUGUAGCAGUAGAUUCUGCAUAAUUUAUAUAACGUAAUUUAGUUUAAUUAUUUUUUUACUGUUUGAUGAAUGUAUCCUUUCGCAUAAUAAAAUAUGCUUUUUUAUAAAUGA